AUGAUUUUAAUAUUAUCAUCAUUUUUAAUAUUUGGAAUCAUUGAAGCAUAGUCUGGAACUGUUAAUCCAACUUAAUAGAACUAUUAAUAUCAAUAUUAAAUGACAAAUUGGAAUAAUUCAUUGUAUUUUACAGUUGAAUAAAAAUAUAUACCUGCUUCUUAUUCCUACAUAAAUUCAUAAUAGAACAGUGUUAAUAAUUAUAUAAUAUUUGCAAUUUAGAAUGGAUAAAUGACUGAUUCAAAUGUUGGAUAUGUAUUUUUACAAUAUUUAAAAAUCGAUACAACAUUGAAGACAUUGACACAUUAUUUUGAAAUAUUAACCCAAAAACAAAAUUAUGUAUAAUAAUACUAAGUCACAAAUUUAAAUUAUGAAGGUAUUUGGUAUUGUUUAGAAAUAAGAAAUGACGUUUUUUAAAAAUAAUUGAACAUUACAUAUUACUAAAAUUCGAAUAAGAAUGUGAUGUUUUAAAAGAUAUAUUAAAAUGAAUAUUUUGCCAUAACUGACUAUUUUUCAUUUUACAUUGGUGAAUCAAAAAUUGUAAAAAUAAAUAAAUAUUUAGUCUAAAUCACUAGGAUACUUUCAAUUUUAGGGAGUUCUUAAGUUUCAAUUAAUACCAUACUCCUCUCGAUUUGUUGCACAAACUUAAAAAACUUGUAGCUCAACUUCUGGCUAUGCAAUGAGAAAUUAAUUUGAUUUUACAACAGAAUAGUAUUAUGAAUUUACUAUUAAAGAAUUGAUUUCAAAAUCAUAUGGAAUAACAACUUGGAUAAAAAUAGUAGAAAAUAAAGGUAUUAACAAUAAUUAUAUAAAUGUAAUGCACAUAUAAUAAAAUCCAAAUUUAAAUUAUUAAACAUAAAUAGGAGGAAGGAUAGCUUAAGUAACAUAUUUAAUAAAUUCAACAAAAUAAAUGAUAGAGGUUGUAUACCAGACAUUUUCAUUUCCUUCAAUACCUAAAUUAUCAAAUGGUGUUGAUCCAUUAGAAAAGAUUGUAAGUUAUGAAAUUGGUAUUUAAUAUUCUCUUUAUAAUUGGCAUUAUUUUUCAUAUUCAUUUAGAAAUAAUUAGAUAUCUUUGAAUUUAAAUUUUGUACAAUAAAACUAUCAAUUUACAAAAACAAUAACUAAUAUAAAUUAAUUUUCAGAUUUGAUGUUAAUAAUACAUUUAGGAGGAACAUUUUCAAAUAGAAGCAAUACAGUUGGAUAAUUUAAUCUACCAUAUUUUUAUUCUUGUCUAACAACAUUAACUCCAAGAUGUCAUUAUUCUUGUUCUACAUGUACAGGACCUUAAUUAAAUUAAUGUUUAAGUUGUACAACAUCUUCAAAUAGAUAAUUAUCAUUUGAUUUUAAAUGCAUCUGUAAACAUGGAUAUUUAGAUUUAAGUGUAAGCUCAUGUUUUUAGGUAUCAACCUCAACAGUUUAAGAGAAAUUAAUACAAUUAUCAACUAAGAAAGAAUACGACUCAGAAUAUCCAAUUAUAGUUUGUAGUUAUGGAUAUUUUAAAUAUGAAGAUAAAUGUUAUGCAUGGUAUUACAUAUUAUAUAUAUUUAUUAGUCCUAAAUUAACAAAGUUAUAUUUUUGUCCUGAAUGCAUUUAAUAUCCAAAUUCUUGGGUUUAUAAUCCAAUAUGUUCAAUAGAUUAUCAAUAGUAUAAUUAGAGUCAAAAUAAUACUUUUACAUAAGAUAUAAUUAUACCAUUAUCGAUACUUUUAUUAAAUGUGGAACCUUAUGCAGUUUACUUAUUUAAUAAUGAAGAACUAAGUUACUGUCCCUUUUGUUUUAAUUUAUGUUUAACAUAUCCAUAUUCAAAUGAAUGCAAAUAAAGUAAUUAUUAUCACCUAUAAUAAAAAAUAAUGGUGAUUUGUAAAUAUGAUGCAUAAUUAUUAGAUGGAGAAUGUAAAUAAUGUCAUUCAGACUGUUAAAAAUGUGCUUAUAUUGAUAAAUAAUUCAUUUGUUUAGAUAAGAAUCCAAUUCAAAUUAUAAAACUAAGAUGUUAGUAAAUUUCAUCAAAUGUAUGUGGUCAAUGUUAUGAUAAUGAAAAUUAUUUUUUAAAUAUGGAAUAGAAUGAUUGUUAUCCAUGUUCAAUUCCUAAUUGUAAGUAUUGUUUUCAAUAUCUAAAGUCAGAUCCUUAAUAUAAUAACAUCUUUUAACAUUAACAAUUAAAUUAUGAUUAAGAAGAUUUAGUAGUAGCUUGUGCCUUAUGCAAAAUAGGAUUCAUUUUUAAUUUUGUAACAGGAACUUGUGAAAAAAAUGUAUUUCUUCUAGGAAAUUCAUGUUAAAAUUAUUAUAUAAACGAAUAAGGCAAAUCAAUUUGUAUUAUUGAUAAGGAUUUUUCUAUAAGUAACUCUAUUUCAGAUUGCAGAGAAUAUUUAUCAAAAUGUCUUAACUGUAUAAAAGUUUAAUAAAAUUAAUAUUAUUGUAUCUAAUGUGAAUCUGGAUACUAUUUACAUUAUUAAUAUGGUUUAUGUAUGUCUUGUUAAGAUUUUAAUCCUCUUUAUUUAGAAUGUGAAUAAUAUCAAUUGUAUGAAUCCUAAUAUAAAUUUUAAUUGACUCCUUUUAUCUUUAAUUUAACUAAAUAACAUCCUGGAACUUAAGUCCUAGACUCUUUAAAAAUAAAGGUUAAAAAAUGUUUUGCCUCUUAUAAUAUGGUUACAGAUAUUUUAUGUUCAUAAACUGAUCCAAUUAAUUGUGAAUUUUAUGAUAAUGGUUGCAGAACUUGUGCAUCUACUAAUGAAGGUACAAAACGACUUACCAUUCUUAAUUUAAAAUGUUCAGAUUGUCCAUAUUUUUGUGAAUAUUGUAAACCUCGUUAAAAUUGGCAGAUAUAUUAAAUUAAUCCUUAUCUAAAUAUAACUACAUUAAUUCCUGAAUUAACUUAUAGAUGCAUUUAAAAGUCAACUACUCAUAGUAAUAUAUUUUUUGAUAAUCAACUAUAAUUACCUAGAAGUUGUUCUUCAGAUAUGCCUAAAUGCGAAUUAUACCAUUCUUAAGUAUUUAUUAAUCAUUCAUUUAGAACUUUACAACUUUUAAAAGCUUUUAUUCAAAUCAAAUGUAAAUUGUCUCAUCUAAUAGUUUAAAAUAUUUUAAUCUAAAAAGUAGUUCAGGAUUUACAUUUUUUAUCAACUCUAGCACUACUAAUUUAGUUGAAAAUUCUUUUCUGAAUUUAUAUGAUGUACCUAAUAAUUAUAUUUCUUUAAUUGUUAGCCUCAAAUAAACAAAAUUUAUUUACUAUUCUUAGAAUAUUUCUUUUGGUUUUAUUUUUGGAAAGCUCAGAUUUGUAAAUUAUUAAGAAAUCUAAUUUUAAUAAACAAGCAUACUUUUUAGUUAAACUUAAUCUUCUAAACUAGUUUUUGAAUCACUUGGUUUAAUUAGCCUUUCAUUUUAAAACUGUAUUAUUUAAGAUACAAAUACUACUUUUAGUUUUUAUUAUCAAUAUUUUGAUACUUCAAUCCUUUAUAGAUCUUAUUAAAUUGCUGUAUAAAAUCCCAACUAAAUUAAUUUUACUAAUGUUCUUUUUUAGAAUAUUGCCCUAUUUAAUACAACAUUUCUUAAUUUAACAACUGUUAAUAAAGAAAUUAAUUAACUUGAUUUCAUUAUAUUUUAGAAUGUAACAUUUUACAAUUGUUCUUUUUCUUAAACUAAUUUCCUAACUCUCUUUGAUGUAAAUCAAUAUAAUGAAAUUUCUGUUAUCUAAUUGAAAUUUAUUGAUUGUAAUUUUAGUGAUAGCUAUUUUAUUUAUACUUUUGGAUUAGAAUUAAAUGGCAACUUUAGACUUGAAAAUUUUAUUAUGACAAAUUGUUAAAUAAAAAAUUCAGCUUUAAUAACAAUUCCUAAUACUUAGAAGACUACAAUCCUUGAUAUAAAUCUAUAAAAUGUUCAAAUUUUUGAUAGUGAUUUUAUUAGAUUAUCUUCCUCAGCAUUUAUAUAAAAUAUUAUCUUAAAUAAUGGCUUUAUUUCCAAUUCAAAAAUUAUUCAUAAAAUUAAAUCACUCAUAUCUACUUCUUAAGAGGAAUAUUUUAUAGAAAAUCUUUAAAUUUCAAAUUGUUAAUAUAAAGAAUUUAAUAUUAUAUCAAUACCUUAAUAUAGCUUUGAGGAUAUUAAAGUAAUUUUAAGAAAUAUUUAAACAUCAAACCUACAGUCUCUUGAUUUCAAAUUAAAUUUAAAUUUCUAUUUUUUUCAUUUUCAAGUAACUUAAAUAAUAAUAGAAAACAUUAAAUUGAUAAGAUAACCAGGUUCAAUUGAUUUUGUUAUAAAAAAAUGUGAAUAUGUAUUAAUUAAAGAAGUGAAAAUAUUUUCCAGUUAAUAAAAAAUAUAAUCCAAUAUAAAUUAAUUAAAUGAAUAAACUUUAAACACAAUCUUUAUAAUAGAAGCAUAGGAAAUAUAAUUAAAUAACAUUUUAUUGUAAGACUAAUUAAGUAUUAAUGUUAUUUUGUUUUAUUUUAACCUCAUUAAAUUGUAAGAUAAAUUAGAUGGAUAUCUAAGAAUUUAAAAUAUAAAUAUUAACAAUAUUCAAAUGUUUAAACUAUCAUUUUCAGAAAUAUCAACUAUAUUUCAUAUAACAAGCUUGAUUAAAUCUAAUAUAUCUUUUACAACUUCUGAAUUUAGUGGAAUAUUUCUCAAUGAAGUAGUGUAGGAUACAAAAAUUUCAUCUGCGGCUAUUGCUGUGAUUGUUUCAGAAUUAAGUAUGCUUUAGUUAGAACACAAUUAAAUUAACAAUGUUGUUGUCUUAAAUUCAAGUAGUUCAAUUUUCUUAAUAUAAACUUAAUCAGCUAUGUUAUAUAAUAUCACAAGUGUAAAUAUCAAUUAACUUUAAUUUUACAUGAAUACAUAUUAAUAACAAUAAUUAGUGUAAUUUGAUUUAUUAGGUGCUUCUGCUCUUAUAAACUCUUAAGGUGGCUUAUUUAAUUUUUAAACUUAAUAAUUAAUUAUAAAAUAAUGUCAUUUUGAAAAUAUCAUUGGAUUAUUGGGAGGAGUAAUAAGUAUAACAACUAAAUUUUUUGGAUUAAUUGAUAUUUAGAGUACAAUUUUUAAUAAUUCUUUUACGAAUUUUCACAGAAGAUAAGAAGGAAGAGGUGGAAGUAUUUUUAUCAAUUCAGAAAAUUCCUACUUAAAUUUAUAUAUUUAAGAUACUAUUUUUAUUAAUUCAACAAGUGGUUUAGAAGGAGGUGUUAUUUAUAUUAAACCUUCUAAAUAUCAAUGUCAAUUAAAAUUUGAUAAUAUUACAUUUAAAGAUGUUUUUGCAAUCUAUUAUUCAGUAAUUUUCUUCUAAGUAAGUGAUACAAAUAUUGAUUCUAAUUCUUUAAUUGAAUUAUUCAAUAUAGAAAUUGAAAAUUCUUAUUAACAAUUUCUUUUGUUUUUGAAAAGCUACUCAAUAGAUUUAAAUACAUAUUAAAUAUAAGAAUAAUAGGCUAUGUUUUCUAUUUAAAAUGCGUAAAAAUAUUUAUUUUAUUUUUAGAGCCAUAUCUUUAAAUGAUUUUAAAGUAUCAGGAUUUUUAGCUCAACCAAUCCUAUAUCUUAUUUUUACAAAUUGCUUAUAUAUGGAAAAAUUAGUUGUAUAAGAUGUUAAUUCUUUGUUAAGUCUACUCAUCUAUAUUGAAAAUAUACCAUGUAAUUUGAUAUAAAUUAUCAUAUUUAGCUGUGAAAUCAUUAGUUGUUAUAAAAUCAAUUUUUAUUAGUUUCUUUAAUGAACUUGAUAUUAAUUAAAUAAAUAAAUUUAAUUAAAUAGAAAAAAUAAACUAAAAUAUCUUUAAUAAAAACGACGUUAAAAAUUUCAGUUCUUUAAUAGAAAUAAAUCUUAAUAACAAUAUUACCUCCGCUUAAAUUAUGUUAAUGUAAAUGCAUAGUAAUAAUUGUAAGACAUGUUAAUUGGGAUUAUUAUAUAUUAAUAAUAAAUAAUUAGCAUAAAAAAUUAGAUUAAGUCAUUUAUAAUUUUUAAAAAAUACUUGUGGUUAAGGAUCGUGUUUAUUUUUGAAUUCAAUUAUAAGUUAAAACAUUCACAAAUUAACUUACUCAUUAUUCUAUAAUAAUUCAGCUUAAACAGGAGGGGCUAUGAAUUUAUAAAAUUUUAGAAUAAAAAUCCAUAAAUCAGUUUUUUUAUCAAAUAUUGCAUUUGGUUCUGGUGGAGCGAUAUAUUAUUAAACUUAAGAUAAAACUUAGGCAUUAGAAUUUAAGGAUGUAAGUUUUAUUAAGAAUUAAGCUCAGAUAGGAGGGGCUAUAUAUGAUAAAACUUUAUUUAGUUUAAAUAAGGUCCUUAUUUUAUUGAUUGAUAAUAAAGCAAAUUAUUUUGCAAAUAAUUUAGCUACUGAACCUACUGAACUAUAAUUAUAAAUAAAUAAUAAAAGUACCCUAAAAUAACAUCUUGAAAGUGGAAAUAAGACAAUAGAGAUUGUUGAAUAUUUUAAUAAUUCAAUACCAGCAUAAUUUAUUUAUAUGCCCAGUGGUAUUUCCUUAAACAAUUAUUAAAAAUUUAACAUAGAAAAAAGUUCUUAUGUUAAUUUAGAUUAUCACUAUACAAUUCAAUGUACUAAUUGUUUAAAUGAAUAAAUUUUUGAUUUAAAUUAGACUUAGUGUUUAUUAAAUAUAAGUUAAAUAGAUUUAAAUGAAUAAAUUUCAUCAUCUAAUAAUUCUGAAAUAAAAAGUGUAAUAUUUAAUGAGAUAAAAUAAAAUUAUGAUUUAAAUGAUUUGAUAUUUAUUUUAGAUCCUUAUUUAUCGAAUUAAUAUUACUUGUAAGUUGAUACACAAUGUAGUAGUAUUAUAAAUUAAGAAUAUUAUAUGAGAUUUUUAGUUAAGACAUUUAUAUGUCAAAUAGGAGAAUAUUUUUCAAACUAAAAGUGCAUAAAAUGUGAUAGUUUAUAAGGAUAUUAUUCAGUAGAAGUAAAAAGUACAUAAUGUACUAGAAUGAACAUCUAAAUGAUUAAAAGCACUACUGGAGCUAUGAUAGAGCUUUAACCUGGUUAUUGGAGACCUUAAUUUAGAUCUAAUUAUAUUGAAUAAUGCAAAAAAUAUCCUAUAAGAUGUCUAGGUGGAUGGGAUGUAUCUGAUAAUACAUGUGCUAUUGGUUCACUUGGAGCUUUAUGUGAAGAAUGUGAUUUAUUUAAUAUUAGAGGACAUGGAUCUUAUUUAAAUAAUAAAGAAAUUAAUUGCUAAAAAUGUGGAAAAUUAAGCUUUUAAUUAAUAUUUAUGAUAUUUCAAUCACUAUGGAUCAUUUUAUUAAUUGGUCUAACUGUUAGAAGUAAUACAUUAUCAAAUAAAUAACUAUUUAAAUUCAAAUGUUUAUAUCGUCAUUAUUAAACUAUUUAUAAAUAAAUGAUGGAUUAAACAAGCACUCUUAUUAAAAUGGCAAAUAAUAAUUUUUAAAUAUUAUCUUUAAUUACUACACUAUAAAUAACUAUUUUUGCAAAUCUAUCAAAUAUUGUUAUAUUUUUAGGAGAUUCUACUUAUAUAGUAACUUAUUAAUUAGAUUGCUCUAUUCCUUCUUUUGUUACAAUUAACUAUGAAUAUGCUCAUUUUAUAAUUAUUUUGUUGUUGCCUUUAUUUCAUUUUGCUUGUUGUUGUUUCGUAUUUUUAAUCUUUCUUAUUAAAAAAUAUGUGAUAUUUUCAAAAUCAUUUCUAUUCUCCUCAAUCAUUUAUUUAUAUUGUUUAAAUUUACAAAACAUAAUGAAAUGGUAUUCUUAUUUAUUUUAAUUUUAUUAGGGGAGCAUCCUUAAUUACAAAACGUCAAUUAUCAGGUAUUGACUGGAUUUAAGCCAAUGUUGCUAGCAAAUUUGAUACUGAAACACAUAAAAUUUGGUCAUUAAGAUUUAUUUAUCCAAUUUUAAUUUUUAUUGGAUUAGUUAUUCCUGCUUUUUUAUUCUUCUAAAUGAGAAAAAUUAGAAAUUCUUUAGAUGAUAAAAAUUCUUUUUAAAAAUUUUCAUUCUUAUAUAAUGAAUACACACCUAAAUCAUAUUAUUGGGAAAUUAUCAAAAUGUUACAAAAAAUAUCAAUCAUUUUAAUUGUUAACUAUUUUGAAUAAUAAAUUCUAAUUAAGGGCAUUUUUAUGUUUCUUAUUGUUUUAGCCUAUUAUAAACUUUGUUUAGAAAUUCAACCUUAUAAGUUAUAAUCAAUUAAUUAAAUUGAUGGAAAGAUUUCCUUUUUAUUAUCAAUCACAUUAAUUUGCAGUCUUUUGUUAUAUGUAAUUUAAUAGGAAGAAAUAAAUUAUUUAAAUUAUGCAAUAUAAACUGUUAUUUUAUUUUUAAUAUAUAAAUAAACAGAAUUACUAUUACGAAGGAUUUUUGUUGUUUAUCUUUAACGAUUAAACUUAUAAUUGGAUUCUUUAAGAAAAUUUAUCAUUUUUAGAUUUCCAAAAAUAAAUAUUUAAUAUGCAUGCUUGAGACCUUAUUUGGUUUUAAGAAAGGAAUAAGAAGAGAGAAUUUAAAUGAGAUUUAAAAAAAUACGAUAAUUUUUGAAAACAAAAUAGAGAUAAAUCAAGGAAAAAAAUUUAUAUCUGAGCAAUACUUAUAGAGAAUCAAGUCUGAUUGGAUGUUAUCCAACUAAUUCAAGUCGUCCCUUAUAUACAGUGGAAACUGGGCAAAUAUUAAAAUCAAAUGAAUGA
Paramecium sonneborni is the source of this 8583-nucleotide messenger RNA. The record is from the annotation of a GenBank genome assembly. Lineage: Eukaryota; Ciliophora; Oligohymenophorea; Peniculida; Parameciidae.